GCCGCAAGAACAAAUCCAAAAGAAUAUUCAACUCUAUCAUCAGCCAUCAUUCUUCUUCACCUCCUGUUCUUAAUACAAGAAAACGAUCAAGGUCAAUCCUUGCGAAAUCGCAAUUAUGUCCCAGUUUCGCGCCAAACGGCUAGACAUCGCCGGCUUCAUCAACCCGCGCAUCGUCCGGGAUCACACGAAGCGACAGGUCUUCAAGCAAUUCGAGCCCGAAAGACAAGCUCUUCGCUACCUCGUCCGCAACACCGCUCUCCCCAUGCGUGUCCGCGCCCAAGCCCAACUCAAGCUCUCCCAAAUGCACUGCUACACCAAUCCCACACAGAUUAAGAACAGAUGUACGGCUGGAGGCAUAGCAAGGGGUGUUUUCAGAGAUUUCAGACUGGGACGAUUCCAAUUCCGUAUGCAGGCUCUUGCUGGGAAGCUCCCGGGUGUCAGGAAGGCGAGCUGGUAAUAUAUCGGCGCAUAUAUAUGGGUAUAUUGCGUGGGUGGUUGAUUGGCCUGUUUUGAAGGCUCUGCAUUUUUCUCGCUCUGACUAUUAUCUUUGGAGCUCUCCGGCGUUUUUUUUUUUUUUUUCGUUUUGGGAUGGGACCUGCGAAAUAGACAAAUAUGUAUUUAAAUUAUGUAACUUACAGUACAUUGAAUUUUAAAAUGAAACAAAAUAUAUAUAAACGCCCAAAGCAUAGAACAUCUACUUCUCGA
Molecule: messenger RNA, 705 nt
Organism: Blastomyces dermatitidis ER-3
Lineage: Eukaryota; Fungi; Ascomycota; Eurotiomycetes; Onygenales; Ajellomycetaceae
Product: 40S ribosomal protein S14
Exons: 3
Coding region: 116-457 (113 amino acids)
Biological process (GO): translation
Cellular component (GO): ribosome; mitochondrial small ribosomal subunit
Molecular function (GO): structural constituent of ribosome
Source: RefSeq, a predicted model, not a curated record